Messenger RNA from Salvelinus namaycush (lake trout), 4027 nucleotides. Its product is annotated as ceramide transfer protein-like. NCBI's taxonomy places the organism in Eukaryota, Metazoa, Chordata, Actinopteri, Salmoniformes, Salmonidae. Gene Ontology annotation, biological process: ER to Golgi ceramide transport. Gene Ontology annotation, cellular component: Golgi apparatus. Gene Ontology annotation, molecular function: phosphatidylinositol-4-phosphate binding. Bases 516 to 2381 code for a protein of 621 amino acids. The transcript is spliced from 18 exons. The record is from RefSeq and is a predicted model, not a curated record.
CAGGUUUGGGUCGUCCGGUUCAUGACAGCGUACUACAGAUUCGCGGGGAGGCUAGCUAUCGUACUGUAGGUUCUCGGAGUCUGAGGGCGUCUCUGAAAGGAUUUGCCCUGUGUAAUUGAUCGUAGAGGAUAUGGCGCAUUUAAACAGAAGGACUAUUUUGAGACUGCUGCGUUUUGACUGGAUUGCUAGCCAGCUAACUAGCUUUAGCUAAAUGCAUUGCAUUUGCUUCUAGCUAACUUGAGAUAGCAAACGUUACGUCGUGUUGCUAUCGAAACAUAUAGCCUGCAAGAAGUUGUGGAUUUAACGCUACGUUAGUUAGCUAACCAUGCAAUUAUUGCAUGCCAGAGACAAUCAGGAGUGGCUUGCUUAGAUAUACUGUCUCAUGUUUUGCUACAACGUUUGCCCUCUAACCGAUUUGGCAACACUCGCUAGGCCAAGUGUUAUCAAUUUGUGUAUUUUAAUUUGCUCGUGGUAAACGCUAGCCUCUAGGUAACUACCAACAACUUGGUUGUUAAAUGUCGGAGAAGAGUUCGAACUCGUCGGGCUCAGAUGAAGAUGUGGAUCCCGAAUCUGGGCAGCCUGUUGAACUUGGUGGCGUUCUAAGCAAGUGGACCAACUACAUUCACGGAUGGCAGGACCGGUGGGUAGUGUUGAAGAACAACACUCUGAGCUACUAUAAGUCAGAGGAUGAGCGGGAGUACGGCUGCAGGGGCUCUCUGUGUCUCAGCAAAGCUAUCAUCACUCCCCACGAAUUUGACGAGUGUCGUUUUGACAUUAGUGUGAACGACAGUGUGUGGUACCUACGGGCAGAGGACCCAGAGCACCGGCACCAAUGGAUUGACUCCAUCGAACUACACAAGGCGGAGUCGGGGUAUGGUUCAGAGUCCAGUCUGAGGCAUCAUGGCUCCAUGCUGUCUCUCACCUCUGCUGCCAGUGGCUUCUCUGCCACCUCCACUUCCUCCUUCAAGGGCCACAGCCUGCCGGAGAAGCUGGCGGAGAUGGAGACGUUCAGAGACAUCCUCUGCAGACAGGUGGACACGCUGCAGAAGUACUUUGAUGGUUGCGCAGAUGGCAUCUCCAAGGACGAGUUCCAGAGAGACAGAGUGGUGGAGGAGGAUGAAGACGACUUUCCCUCGAGCACACGGCCCGAUGGCGACUGCCUUUACAACAACAACGGCAGCAAAGAGAAGCUGUUUCCCCCUGCUAAUCCUAAGGGCAUGAAUGGGAUCGACUUUAAGGGCGAGGCCAUCACGUUUAAGGCCACUACAGCUGGGAUCCUGUCCACCCUUUCCCACUGCAUCGAACUCAUGGUGAAGAGAGAGGACAGCUGGCAGAAGAGACUUGACAAGGAGCUGGAGAAGAGGAGAAGGGUGGAGGAUGCCUACAAGUCGGCCUUGAGUGAACUGAAGAAGAAAUCUCACUAUGGAGGCCCCGACUACGAGGAGGGUCCUAAUAGCCUCAUAAAUGAGGAUGAGUUCUUUGAUGCGGUGGAAGCUGCCCUGGACAGACAAGACAAGAUAGAGGAGCAGUGUCAGUCAGACAAGGUGAGGAAACCCAGACUGACCCCAGUCCCUCCUGGAGACACAUACUCCACCAUCGGAACCCACCGCUUCGCCGAACAGCCCUAUAGCUACUUUUCCCUGUUCUCCGUUGCACUAGUCAGUGCCUCAGAUGUUCACAGAUUCAGCGUGCAGGUGGAGGAGGUGGUCCAGAAUCACAUGACUUACUCCCUGCAGGACAUGGGUGGAGACGCCAACUGGCAGCUGGUGGUGGAGGAGGGUGAGAUGAAGGUGUACAGGAGAGAGGUGGAGGAGAAUGGCAUCGUCCUGGACCCUCUGAAGGCCACCCAUGCAGUGAAGGGUGUGACAGGACACGAGUUAUGCCACUACUUCUGGGACACGGACGUACGCAACGACUGGGAAACCACCAUUGAAAACUUCAACGUGGUGGAGACGCUCUCAGACAAUGCUGUUAUAGUCUACCAGACACACAAGAGAGUAUGGCCCGCCUCUCAGAGGGACGUUCUCUACCUAUCAGCUAUCAGGAAGAUCCUGGCGACCAAUGAGAGUGACCCAGACACGUGGCUGGUCUGCAACUUCUCUGUGGAUCAUGACAACGCCCAGCCCACCAACCGGUGUGUCCGUGCGAAAAUCAAUGUGGCCAUGAUCUGCCAGACCCUUGUGAGCCCUCCAGAGGGCAACAAAGAGAUCAGCAGGGACAACAUCCUCUGUAAGAUCACCUACGUGGCCAACGUGAAUCCUGGAGGCUGGGCCCCUGCCUCAGUCCUCAGAGCUGUGGCCAAGAGGGAGUACCCCAAGUUCCUCAAACGCUUCACCGGCUACGUCCAGGAGAAGACCAGUGGGAAACCUAUCCUCUUUUAAACCUCUACAGGCGGAACACAUUUUGUCCUGAAGAGACAUGGCUACAUUUCCGAUCAUUCAAGGGGCUCCCACAGACUACAUUACCCAUAUUAAUCCGUCAACCAGAAUGUCUCCAAACUAUAUUACCCAUGAUGAAAUAUCUGUAUCAAAUGAGUAGAAACUGGUUUAGGGCUUUAUUCUACCAGUAGUUGCUAGCCACCUGAGACACAAAAACAACCAAACAUUGUCAAACUGGAUAUGUAUUUGUAUAUAAAUUCAAGAAUUUCUAUGGCAAUAUUUUGAAUCAAUUGAACCAACUUUUUGCUUUUUGUAAAUUGUUUUGUACAUUUCGAAUUAUUACAUUUUUGACUAUACUUUGUUUGCAUUAACCACUGAUCGUUUUCAUGCUGCUAAUUUUACUACAAAAAGAAUGCAAGUAGACAGACGGAGAGCAGUGUGUUGAGUCUGGCUAGCCUUUGUCUUGUCCUCCCCUAGUGACGACCUGCCCUGGAGUCUAAUGGGGGGAAGGAGUCUAAAGCUUUGUACACAAUUUCUAUAUCUGUAGAUCAUUAUACAGUAGCUGUAAAGGAACACUAUGGAUGUGAUGUAUUGUACGGAGACAUUAGUUUACCAGUGUAUGUAAUGUAAAGGAUGUUGGCAAACGAAUUGGAAGAACUACAUAACUAGUCUGUUUUCAAAGGAAGGUGAUCUUUAUGAUAACAAACUGAAUGUAUGGUAUAGAUGGAUAAGAUUGAAGUCAUUUGUUGAAUGUGACCCAUAAACACUAAGGUAUCAAUAGUUGGUAUCCACUGUUGACCCCCCCCCACCCCCCACCCCCCCAAUGUGCACGUAACAUGCUGAUGUACAGUCUACCACAGCAUUGGGUGUUCAGAUGGACCUCUUCAUUCGCUUCAAAGGCUUUGAGCAGAUGGGGUGGCCAUUUUUUUCCACAUCCCUCGUUAACCUGUCAUGCCUUAAACACCAAGAUGAGCCCUGAAAGAAGUCUGUUACAGUAUCAUACGACCAGAGACGCUACACUGGGGUCAGCAUUUCACAUGAUUUCUUUGUUUACUUUCAUUUAAAGUUGUGAUUUUGCCAUCGACAAGGCUGUCAGAAUCCUCCACUCAGCUUGAGGUGUCAUAGAAUCCAUGGGGAAACAACAUUGCCAUGACAGUCAGAGGAGUGACAUCAGCUGAAGAAUGCAUUAAGCCUUUAAUUUUGUCUGAGGAAUUGACACGCUUUGUAUAUUUCUGUUGUACGUCUGAAGUGUUAUCAUUUGCUCUAAAUGCAAUUGGGCAAUGUUCUGUAAAUUAAAAUUGUUACACUACAGAAAUGAAGACUUAAAUUUCUACUUAGUCAUUACUCUACAGCAAUGAGCAGCAGUUGUGAGGAUGAAGUGGCAGUGUGCUGGGAAAUGGAGAGCACCUCAAUUCGUUUUUUUUUUUAAACAAAGCAUCGUCUGCAACUGAUAUAUUCAAGAUUUUUUUCGGGAAAGAAACAAGUGGAACCCAUUUUAUUGAUAGGAUUCUUCUAGAUAUAUAGUCUUUACAUUCAGUGAUUAAAAUAUUUAUCUUCAGCAAACUAUAUAUUUAAUAAAUUAUAAUCAUACAAUUCAGAAUUUGUGUCAGAUCUUGUGUUUAAAAUGGAGGAAAACUACUGGUUAGUUA